This is a messenger RNA of Exophiala mesophila, 1519 nucleotides long. RefSeq lists its product as uncharacterized. The transcript has a single exon. The record is from RefSeq and is a predicted model, not a curated record. The coding region runs from base 219 to 1229 and encodes 336 amino acids. Lineage: Eukaryota; Fungi; Ascomycota; Eurotiomycetes; Chaetothyriales; Herpotrichiellaceae.
AUUAGGUAGUACCUUACUUCCAUUCUACUCAUUGUAGCCUUUCUUUCUCCCUACAAGUCAGUUGCUUUGGGAAAACCUCGCUACCUAUCCUACUUUCCUCAGAAUUACGCUGCCUAUCUUAUUCGACAUCUUGAUUAUCUUUUUUGUAAUAACGAUACUAUCUUCACAACCAACAAGGUCAAUCUCCAGGGUGUAAUGGUCACGGUGUGACUUUUUCCAUGUGCAUCCUCGUGACGACCAUGUCGCAAUUACACGAAGACCAUGCGCCACUUGCACUUCAGUCUCCUAUUCGACCAGGAUCAUCGUGGACAAGUAACUCGGGAUUUGCCGAUUCUGCAAUCAGCCUCAGAAGUAAUACUCCGCGUCCUAUGGAUGAUAGUACAAAGACAUUUGAUGUUGUCGAAGAGCCCACACAUGUCACAAAUCGCUUGAACGGUCUCGUGUCUGAAAUCUGGGCUAUUGAACAAGAUGGGAGUCUCCACCCGACCAAGCGAAGGAGGAUCGAAAAUGCCAUCGAUCUCAUCGAGGCUGCCUUGAACGACGACGAUCCUGAGCACCUGGACGAUGCCCACUUUCAAUCCCAAUCACCUAAUCCUUCUGCCCUAUCGUCUUCCUCGGCCCUGCCUUCCGAGCUUGCAGUGGUUCGCGAGAAUCUCGCAAGUACCAUCGACUCCAUGCGCAUGCGCCAACACGAACAACGCCACCUCCAACAACUCACGGUUGAGAAACUCGAAGCAGUGGCCGAACAGUGCCUUCGCCAAGAAAAACGCCUGCAUGAAUUCUCUGAUGAGAUCGUCCGGCUGAAGAGAAUAAACGGCGCCUUGGUUGAAGAAAAUAACAUGCUCAGUACUCAAGUCGAUCUGACAACAUUAGAAUCGGUGAAAAGAGAUACCGCGGUCAAUGCCAUGUCGAGUGCCGUUGCUGGUCUGGAAGGCUGGAUUAAUAACACGCCCACUCCUAGCCACAAGCAGCGAAAGAUUGUGACACGCGGAAAGGGGCGUUUUAGAGGACGCUACUACGUCGAUGACCCCGAACCAUUCGACUCUGAAUACAACGUCGCUGAUUCCCCAGACACCAAAAUUCGCGAAGGCGUCAAUUCCUGGCUUCGUGGAUUUCGCGACAUCGAGGACGAAUUGCGUUCCUCCGCUUCUGCAAUAGGUGCGGCACCACGACAUGCGCAUAAGGACGACGACGACGAUUGGGGAGAUUUCGAGAGCGCCGCAGCCUGACAUCGCAUCGUUUUGAUGCUCUUUAGGGAGGAGCUGGUGCGUCCGGUCUGCUGAGUUGCUGUGAGUGUCCGGGGGUUGCAAUCGUGCUCUGCGACUCGACUUCUGCGCAAAUGAUCAAGCAAUCGGCUUCAGUCUCGCAACAGAUGUGGCAGUUGGGCGUGAUGCAGAUCACGCUGGGAUUCAUCAAGACUUCAGAUUCAUCCCAUCAGCGUUGAAACUCAAUGAUAGCAACCUAAUUUCGUCAAGUCAGCUUUGGAUCGUCAUUGAAACAUAGAAUGCACACCUGUGAU